This is a messenger RNA of Prunus avium (sweet cherry), 998 nucleotides long. RefSeq names its product phytoene synthase 2, chloroplastic-like. Gene Ontology annotation, biological process: biosynthetic process. Lineage: Eukaryota; Viridiplantae; Streptophyta; Magnoliopsida; Rosales; Rosaceae. The record is from RefSeq and is a predicted model, not a curated record. Gene Ontology annotation, molecular function: geranylgeranyl diphosphate synthase activity; squalene synthase [NAD(P)H] activity.
UUUUUGGGGUAAAGAAGUAAAAGAAUUGCCAAAUGUGUUCAACAUUUUCCCUUGCAGCAAAGACUUACAUUGGAGAGAGCAAUGGAAAUUUUCGACAUCGAAAAUCCAUGGUCACAGCAACAAGAGCUGAAGUGAUUACAGCUCCCAAGCAAAGAAGCAGACCUGUUUUUCCUGAGUUAUCAAUACAAGGCAUUCCUAUUGCUGAUUUACAUGUACAAGAAAUUGUUCAAAGGCAGUCUCAGACUUAUAGCAUGGACAGAGAAGGCGGCCGCAGAAAGCCACAGUUCUGUCCUAGUUUUCUUGAAGAAGCAUAUGAUAGGUGCAGGAACAUUUGUGCAGAAUAUGCCAAGACAUUCUAUCUAGGCACUUUACUAAUGACAGAGGAGCGUCAAAAGGCAAUAUGGGCAAUCUAUGUUUGGUGUAGAAGAACAGAUGAACUGGUGGAUGGCCCCAAUUCUGUCUACAUGAGCUCUGAAGUUCUUGAUAGAUGGGAAGAGAGGCUGCAAGACAUUUUUGAAGGACGGCCUUACGACAUGCUAGAUGCUGCAUUAACACACACAGUUUUCAGUUUCCCCUUAGACAUCAAGCCUUUCAGGGACAUGAUCGAGGGUAUGAGAAUGGACACAAGAAAAUGUCGCUACCAGAAUUUUCAAGAGCUUUAUCUUUACUGCUACUACGUGGCAGGGACGGUCGGCCUAAUGAGUGUUCCUGUAAUGGGAAUUGCACCAGAUUCUCUGAUUUCUGCUCAAAGCACAUAUGAUGCUGCACUAAAUUUGGGCAUAGGAAAUCAACUCACAAACAUCCUUAGAGAUGUUGGGGAGGAUGCUAUGAGAGGGAGAGUUUAUCUUCCCCAAGAUGAGCUAGCACAGUUCGGGUUAGGCGAUAACGAUGUUUUCUCAAGAAAGGUGACUAAUCAGUGGAGAGAGUUCAUGAAAGAACAGAUUACAAGAGCAAGGUUCUAUUUCAACCUGGCAGAGUCAGUGGGGAGAGUUCAUGAA